AGAGAAAUGCGAGCGGGGAGCGGUAACAAAAUGUCAACUCGGGCUGCUCUCCGUCACUCGCAGACAUGAGAGGAGUCCCGUCUGCCCUUUCCACCCUUUCCAACAAGUCGCUCUCUUCACCAUGCGGAUCCACUGCAAAGUAGUUGUGAUCGCCGUGUGUUUCGGAGUUUUCCUACUUUUGUACUUUUUGGGGGGCAACACCGCGGACGAUCCGCUGUUGAAAGAAGUUAUACAGGAGGAGGAGGAGGAGGACAGCAACUCUUCCCCGUCGUCCUCUGAGCUCGGACGCAAUGUUGCAGCAAAGUUUGCGAGGAAACCACCGGCCGGAGUCGCCGUGCGUCCGGAGGAGCCUCCUCUCAAGAGACGGAAAGAGGGGAAACCGAUCAAUAGAGGGGCUAGCGUGAAUGCAAAGAGUAAAUCGCGGAGUGAUGUGCGCCGACCUGUGACCAGACGCAUCAGGGCAGAGGAAGUCAUGCACCUGGCCGUGGUGGCCUGUGGGAAUCGUUUGGACGAGACUCUCACCCUGGUCAAAUCGGCCCUCUUGUUCAGCAUCAAGAAGAUCAAGUUUCACAUUUUUGCCGAGGACCCUUUGGCCCCGCAGUUUGAAGAAAGGCUGAACAAGUGGCCCCGCUCCAUCUUAGCCAAGUUCCAGUUCAGCCUCUACCCCAUCACCUUCUCCGUAGGGAACGCUGACGAGUGGAAGAAGCUCUUCAAACCCUGCGCUGCUCAGAGACUCUUCCUCCCUGUCAUCCUGAAGGAUGUGGACUCCCUGCUGUAUGUGGACACUGAUGUGCUGUUCCUGCGGCCCAUGGAUGACAUCUGGAGUCUCCUGAAGUCCUUCAACAGCACCCAGCUGGCAGCAAUGGCCCCAGAGCACGAGGUCCCCAAGAUUGGCUGGUAUAGCCGCUUUGCACGCCACCCUUUCUACGGGGUCACAGGGGUCAACUCCGGUGUCAUGCUGAUGAAUCUCACGAGAAUCCGUCACACAAUGUUCAAAAACAGCAUGAUCCCCAGCGGUCUGUCGUGGGAGGAUCUACUGCAUCCACUCUACCAGAAGUACAAGAACCACAUCACCUGGGGGGACCAGGACCUCCUCAACAUCAUCUUCCACUACAACCCAGAGUGUCUCUUCAUCUUUCCCUGCCAGUGGAACUACAGGCCUGAUCACUGCAUGUACGGGAGUAAUUGUAAAGGGGCCGAAGAGGAGGGUGUUUCCAUCCUGCACGGCAAUCGUGGAGUGUAUCAUGAUGACAAGCAGCCGGCCUUCAAAGUAGUCUAUGAUGCAAUACGUGAUUUUCCAUUCGAGGACAACAUGUUUCAGUCCCUCUUCUAUCCGAUCCAGACCAAGUUCCUGGACACGGUCAACACCCUGUGUGGUCGGAUCCCUCAAGUCUUCCUCAAGCAGAUAGAAAAGACCAUGAAGAAGGUGUUUGAGGACAAAGUGGUCCGACACGCAAAACCACAUAAAUAACAGAAGGAGGAAACAGACUCCAUGUUUUAUCUGAGAAUAACCGAGGACCACCUCGCUGUGGAUUAUGUGUCAAACCAGCAUCUCUAAGAUCGAACUGCAGUGUAUUCAACACAUGACACCCAACACCUAGAAUAUGAACAUUAUGAUGCUCUAUUGGUGGGUUAUGGUAAUAAUAAUUCUAUGUAUACAGAGAAGCAUACAGUGCUGGUCAGUGAUGCUGUAGAAUAGGUUUUUGCCUUAAUGCCGUCUUACAUUGUGCACAGCCUUUUUAAUGUACGGUGAUAAAAUGAAUAAGAAUGUUACAGUGGGGGGGGGAAAAGACUGCAUUAUUUUUUUGUCAGCUCUUGAGCUCAAGUGUAGGCUAAAAGCAACACUUGAGGCAGAUUUUUGUCAACUGAGCGAUGCAUAAAAGCAUUUGCCUUCUUUAUAUUUCCUCAUAAAUAUGGUUUGACUUAAUCUUUUUCCGCCUUUAGGGAGCUUAAAAAAAAAAAGAAGUCAACUUUUGACUUUGGAAAGUUUUACUACUUGAAGUAGUAGAUUCAUAAACCACUCCUCGAAAAUGAUGUGAAUGUUUUACCAGUAAAUAACUUGAAAUUGAAGCCUGUGUGAAUGAGGAGAGUAUUUGGUCUGUUCUGCAGUUGCCAAAUGCCACUGACAGUAUUAAAUAAGGAUUUUUAUGUUACAUACCAGAUAUUUAAAAUGCACUUUCAGAAUUAUAUUACAACAGAGAGGACUGGGUGGUUCACAUUAGAUGCUACACUAUCCGAAUGAAUCCAAACCAAAAGUGCUUGGCAUUUCAAAGUACUACAGCUGAGUAUGUGCCAUAUAAAUAUUCACGUCUGCCAUGUUUACUAUUUGAAGAAAAUGAAUGGUGUAGACUUGUGUGUUUGUUUUUAAUAUGAUGUGUGGUCUGUCGAGAACACAUGGACGAUAUGUUUUUGCAACAUUACUUUGAAUGUGGUGUGAUGGUCUAUAUGUAUCAAUCAAACUGGAAACUGAAAAAUGUGUGUACAGUCAAUAUGUCUUU
Messenger RNA from Scomber japonicus (chub mackerel), 2498 nucleotides. RefSeq names its product glucoside xylosyltransferase 2 (gene gxylt2). NCBI's taxonomy places the organism in Eukaryota, Metazoa, Chordata, Actinopteri, Scombriformes, Scombridae. Gene Ontology annotation, biological process: protein O-linked glycosylation via N-acetylgalactosamine. The record is from RefSeq and is a predicted model, not a curated record. Gene Ontology annotation, molecular function: UDP-xylosyltransferase activity. The coding region runs from base 122 to 1471 and encodes 449 amino acids. The transcript is spliced from 7 exons.